This is a messenger RNA of Vicugna pacos (alpaca), 2467 nucleotides long. Lineage: Eukaryota; Metazoa; Chordata; Mammalia; Artiodactyla; Camelidae. The record is from RefSeq and is a predicted model, not a curated record.
AGGAGGUCGAAAAUACCAGAGAGGUUGAGGGUUUGGGAACGACUUGGGACCGAGUAAGUGAGGCGAGAGUGAGCAGAGAGAGAAGGUAGUCCCCGAAGCCCGGCGGAGGUAGGAGUUACAGGCCCAAAAACUGCGAUUGGCGUACACAAGAAGCUCCCACUAUGGUGGCUCUCUGCCCAACGUGAACCAGAUUGGCUGUGGCCUGGCUGAGUUCCAGAGCCCCCUCCACUCACCCUUGGAUUCAUCUCGGAGCACUCGGCACCACGGGCUGGUGGAACGGGUGCAGCGAGAUCCCCGAAGAAUGGUGUCCCCACUUCGCCGCUACCCCCGCCACAUUGACAGCUCUCCAUACAGUCCUGCCUACUUGUCUCCUCCCCCAGAGUCCAGCUGGCGGAGGACAAUGCCCUGGGGCAAUUUCCCUGCAGAGAAGGGGCAGUUGUUUCGACUACCAUCUGCACUUAACAGGACAAGCUCUGACUCUGCCCUUCACACAAGCGUGAUGAACCCCAGCCCUCAGGACACUUACCCAGGCCCUGCCCCUCCCAGCGUCCUGCCCAGCCGCCGUGGAGGUUUUCUGGAUGGUGAAAUGGACUCCAAAGUCCCUGCUAUUGAGGAGAACUUGCUAGAUGACAAGCAUUUGCUGAAGCCAUGGGAUGCUAAGAAGCUGUCCUCUUCCUCCUCCCGACCCCGGUCCUGUGAAGUCCCUGGAAUUAACAUCUUUCCGUCUCCUGACCAGCCUGCCACUGUGCCUGUCCUCCCACCUGCCAUGAACACGGGAGGCUCCCUACCUGACCUCACCAACCUGCACUUUCCCCCACCGCUGCCCAUCCCUCUGGACCCAGAGGAGACAGCCUACCCCAACUUGAGUGGGGGCAACAGUACCUCCAACUUGACCCACACCAUGACCCACCUGGGCAUCAGUGGGGGCCUGGGCCUGGGCCCAGGCUAUGAUGCGCCAGGACUUCAUUCACCUCUCAGCCACCCAUCCUUGCAGUCCUCCCUAAGCAAUCCCAACCUCCAGGCUUCCCUGAGCAGUCCUCAGCCCCAGCUCCAGGGCUCCCACAGUCACCCCUCACUGCCUGCCUCCUCCUUGGCCCGCCAUGCACUGCCCACCACCUCCCUGGGUCACCCUUCACUCAGUGCCCCAGCCCUCUCCUCCUCCUCCUCCUCUUCCGCUCCAUCUCCUGUGCUGGGUGCCCCCCCUUUCCCAGCUUCUACCCCUGGGGCCUCCCCCCGCCACCGCCGUGUGCCCCUCAGCCCCCUGAGUUUGCCCGCGGGCCCAGCCGACGCCAGAAGGUCCCAACAGCAACUGCCCAAACAGUUUUCGCCAACAGUGUCACCCACCUUGUCUUCCAUCACUCAGGGCGUCCCCCUGGACACCAGUAAGCUGCCCACUGACCAGCGACUGCCUCCAUACCCAUACAGCCCCCCAAGUUUGGUUCUGCCCACCCAGCCACCCACCCCAAAGCCUCUACAGCAGCCAGGUCUGCCCUCCCAGGCCUGCUCAGUGCAGCCGUCAGGUGGGCAGCCCCCGGGCAGACAGCUGCAUUACGGGACACUGUACCCACCCAGCUCCAGCGGGCAUGGGCAGCAGUCUUACCACCGGCCGAUGAGUGACUUCAGCCUAGGGAGUCUGGAGCAGUUCAGCGUGGAGAACCCAUCCACCAGCCUGGCGCUGGAUCCCUCCAGCUUUUCCGAAGGGCCUGGAUUUUUAGGGGGUGAGGGGCCAGUGAGUGGCCCCCAGGACCCCCAUGCCCUCAACCACCAGAACUUAACCCACUGUUCCCGCCAUGGCUCAGGGCCUAACAUCAUCCUCACAGGCGACUCCUCCCCCGGUUUCUCUAAGGAGAUUGCAGCGGCCCUGGCUGGAGUGCCUGGCUUUGAGGUGUCAGCGGCUGAGCUGGGGCUGGGGCUGGAGGAGGAGCUGCGCAUGGAGCCACUGGGCCUGGAGGGGCUCAACAUGCUCAGCGACCCCUGUGCCCUGCUGCCCGACCCUGCUGUGGAGGACUCGUUCCGCAGUGACCGGCUGCAGUGAGGGCUCCUCAUCGCCAUGCCUCUUCUGGGGCCUGUCCCCCGUCACUGUCCUGUUCCUCCCUUCCCCCUGGCCAGUAGAGACUCCACUCUCUGCCCCCAGAUCCUCUUUCUAACAUGAAUGAGGGAUCCCAAGAAUGAGAAAAAGCAAGGGGUUUGUCCAGGUGGCCCCUGAGUUCUGCACAGGGGGCGGGCCUGGGGGAGCUCAAGGGAGGGCCUAAAGCACUUGUAACUUUGAACCGUCUGUCUGGAGGUCAGAGCCUGUUGGAAAGCAGGGGGCAUAGGGGAACCCCGGAGGCAGGGCUUGUCCGGAUGCCUGGGGUGGGCAGUGCCAGCCCCUCCUCACCACUCUUCCCCUUGCAGUGGAGGAGAGAGCCAGAGUGGAUAUUAUUUUUUAUUAAAUAUAUUAUAUGUUAAUAAAAAAAUCAUUAUCAAA